UCAUCCUCUGUCUCUAUAUAUUCACCAGCCGACUCUCUCUAUACCUUACUUCAACAGAUAACUUUUCCGAUCAAUACUUUCCACAAGAACCACCAAUCAUGGCUUCCCCUUAUCCCAUCAAAAACGUCGUCGUUUUAGUGCAAGAGAACCGGUCAUUCGACCACAUGCUGGGGUGGAUGAAGUCCCUGAACCCAGAAAUCAACGGCGUCACCGGAGCAGAGUCGAACCCUAUCUCCACCUCCGACCAGAAUUCCGUCCGGGUUCAAUUUGGGGAUGGGGCGGUCUACGUGGAGCCGGACCCGGGUCACUCCUUCCAAGCCAUCUACGAGCAGAUAUUCGGGCAGCCGUGGAGUGCCGACAACGGAGUUCUUGCUCCCACGAUGGAGGGGUUCGUUCAGGAGGCGGAGAGACAAAAGAAGGGGCUGUCAGAGACGGUGAUGAAUGGGUAUAAGCCGGAAGCCUUGGCAGUGUACAGAGAGCUGGUUGGAGAAUUUGGUGUAUGCGACCGGUGGUUCGCAUCGCUUCCGGCGUCGACGCAGCCGAACCGGUUGUAUGUGCACUCAGCGACGUCGCAUGGAGCGACAGGUAAUGAUACUGAGAAGCUGAUCAAAGGGUAUCCUCAGAAGACAAUAUUUGAAUCUUUGGAGGAGAGUGGCUUCUCUUUUGGAAUUUACUAUCAGGAUCCUCCCGCCACUCUUUUUUACAGGUAAACCUUCUCUUGUUUUUUCUGUUUUGUUUCUGUAAAUGCUUGCUAUUGUUAAUUGUUUUGAAAAAUAGUUUUUUAGAAUAAAUUUUGAAAAUUAUUAUCUGAUUUUUAUAAAAUAAAAAUUUAUUUAAAAAUAUGAAUGUUUUUAACGUGUUUGUAUAAUUAUUUCUCAAAACAAUCUUUAAGAAAAAUAAGUGAAAAUAAUAAAAAACAACUAUUAAAAUGUUAUUAGAAAACAAAAAACAGUUUUUAAUUUUUAAAUCUAUUUUUUGUGUUUUUUUUAUUUUGAAAAACAAAAAAUUAUUUUAAAAAACAGUUUUGAAACAUACACUUCAUUCAUUUUUGCUCAAAUACCUUUCCAUAGUCUGUUAAAUGGAAAAUUAAUUUUUUUAUCAAGAAAAGUGCUAAGGCAUUUUUAUAAAUCAAAAAGUUUUAUUACCAACAUUUGCAAUUAUUGUUUGAAAUAUUAUAUUAAAAAUACUUCAAAUUUAAAAUUAUUGUAUUGGUUCAAAGUCCCAAAACAUAGAUAGGAAUCCAAUUUUAGUUCUAAUGAUUUGAAUUGUUGGCAAUGAUGAGACUGCUAGCUUCCAGACCUUUGAUGCAUAUUCAACUUCUAAUAGUUUCUUUCUUUAAAAAUCAUUAAUCUUAACUAGAUUUGUUGGGAUUUAAAUAAUAAACACAUUAAUUUUAAAUACAAGAGAAAAAGUCAAUGAAAAUGGAAAAUAGAUAUAAACUUAGGUAUUGUUUGUUUUCUUAACUUAAUUUUAAAUAGAAUUUAAAAUUAAAUAACGUUUAAUGAUACUAAAUAUUAAGUUGUUUGUUUUAUAAUAUUUUAUUUUUAUUAAGUAUUUAAAAAAACUGAUAUAUUAUUUUUUUAUUUAAAAAAAGUCAAAAUUUUAUAAUAAGUUGUGAAAAGGUAAAAAAAAUAAAUAAUUUAAAGUUUAAAAGUAAAUUUGUUUUUAACAAUUAUUUUUUAAAAAAACAUUUUCAUAAUAAUUAACAUUUAAAUGUUUUUCUAAACUCAUGAAAUGAAUUUGAAGAUUUAUGUAAAACUAAUUUACAAAUUUAAAAUUUUUUUUUUUCAUUUUUUUUCUCUUUAUUUUCUUAAAAAUUUCAAGAACCAAAAAUGACAUUAAAUACUUGAAAUUUUUUUUUAUUAAAUUUUAUUUUUUAUAAUUUUUUAAAUCAAAUGUUAAUAUAUUGCAAUUUUUAUGAGAGGUUUUUUUUUUUUUUAAUUCAUAAUGUGUUUAGUUGAACGGAAAAAAUAUGAUUGAAUAUGCAUAUCUUAUAUCAAGAUAUCAUUUCAAAUGGAAUAUAUAUUCUUCAAUAUUAUAUUAAAUGAGAUAUUUAUCAUAUUUAUAUUUUAUUUGUAAAAAAAGGAAACAGAAUAAAAAAUAUAUUGUAUUUUGAUGUUUAUAUUUGUUUAAAAUAAAAAUAAUAUUGCAUUACAAUAUUUUUUAUUAAAAUAAUAUGAAAUCUAUAAUAUUAUUUAGAAAUCAUUCUAUAAUUAAUAAUUUAAUUAGUCAUUUUUUAUUUCUCCUUUUUAGAAUAUUCAUAAUUAAAAUAUUUAGAAUUAAUAAAUAAAAAAUAUUAUAUUACAUUGUUAGGUAUAUAUAUAUAUAUAUAUAUAUAUAUGUUAGGAUAUUAUUUUUAAUAGAAUAUGAUAUCUUUAAAUAUUAUGCAUGAAAAUGAUAUUCAAAAUAUAUCAUAUUUAAUGAGAUAUAUUAUGUCGUAUAUAUAUUUAAUAUAUUAAAAAAAAUAAAACUAUUAUAUUUCAAUUAUUGAUAUUUAUUUAAAAUAAAAAUUAUAUUACAUCAUGAUAUUUAUUAUUAAGGAAAAAAAAUCAAAUCUCUCAAAAUGUUUGAAAAACGUUCAUUCUAACCUUCAUCAUUUAGUUAGCACUUUUUUAUUAUUAAUAAUAUUUUAAAAUAAAAAAUAUUAUAUUAUGUCAUUAAAUAUGGAUGAAAAAUAUAAUAAUAUAUCAGAAAAGAAAAAAAUAAAGGGUCCUAAAGUAUAUAAUUAAUUAAAAUUCAUGUCCCCACUAUAUUAUGCCAAUAGAAAAGCCGUUGAAUAAUGUGUGCUGUGCGUGCACAUGCAUUCUGCAUAGGAUUGACACGUGGAAUCCAAAGCGAAAGAGAUAGGCUGUCAAAGGGUCAACAACUAAAUCAUGGUUGAGCCUUUUAAUUGAAGAAUAAAUUAUUGCCUGCACAGGGCCCCUCCCUCCUCUACAGCCGCCUCAUGUCCUCAUUUUUGCGAUUCUCGUCUCUCCUUUAGUCCCCUACAGCCGCCUCUUGUCCGCGACUAUCUUUUUUGGUCGCACAUUUAUUAUAUGCCUCAAAAUGGUUUAGUUGUAACAACUUCAUUUUGAUUUUCAAACUAUGCUAAUACGUUUUGUCGGCAUCGUGGUCUUGACAUUCAUACUUGUUCAUUAAGAUUUAAGAUCCCUUCUUCUUCGUCUUCUUCUUCUUCUUCUUAUUUUAUUUUUAUUUUUAUUUUUAUUUUUAUUUUUUACAUGGGUGAGAAUUAAUUUCCACGAUUAAUUGCAUGUUCCGGACGCGCCGACGUUCUACUGGCAUUAAACAAUUCUCUCACCAAUUUGAAAUGUUUGAAAAUUUGACUUUUGGAUUCUCUGACCUUUUAUACCAUGUCUGCUGCUCUCCACCCCACAAAACUUUUUUUUCUUUCUUCUGUACUCUCUCAUCUCUUCCCCAACCUGAGAAUCAAUGGCUUCCCCUUCCCCCAUCAAAACCGUCGUCGUUUUGGUCCAAGAGAACCGCUCAUUCGACCACAUGCUUGGGUGGAUGAAGUCCCUCAACCCUGAAAUCGACGGCGUCACCGGAGCCGAGUCCAACCCCAUCUCCACCUCCGAUCCAAAUUCCCCCGUCGUCCACUUCACUGACGACGCUGGCUACGUGGACCCAGACCCAGGCCACUCCUUUGAGGCCAUCUACGAGCAAGUCUUCGGUCGCCCAUGGCCCGCGGACUCCGCAGCCUCGUCGGAGCCUCUCCGUCCGACGAUGGAUGGCUUUGCUCAGCAAGCGGAGGCCAAGGAGAAGGGGCUGUCGAAGACGGUGAUGAAGGGGCUCAAACCGGAGGCGCUGCCGGUGUUCAGUGAGUUGGUGGCAGAGUUUGGGGUUUGUGACCGGUGGUUCGCGUCGUUGCCGGCGGAGACGCAGCCGAAUAGGUUGUACGUGCACUCAGCGACGUCGUAUGGAGCAACCGGCAAUAAUACGGAAAUGCUGGCUAAGGGGUACCCUCAGAAGACCAUAUUCGAAUCCUUGGAGGAGAGUGGCUUCUCUUUUGGUAUUUACUAUCAAUACCCUCCUUCCACACUCUUCUACAGGAACCUCAGGAAGUUGAAAUACAUUGAUAACUUCCACCAGUUUGAUUUAGAUUUCAAGAGGCACUGCGAGGAGGGGAAGCUUCCGAACUAUGUCGUAAUCGAACAACGCUAUUUCGACACCAAGCUCUUGCCUGCGAACGAUGAUCACCCCUCCCAUGAUGUUUCCCAGGGCCAAAAAUUUGUCAAGCACGUUUAUGAGGCACUGAGAGCGAGUCCCCAGUGGAACGACAUCUUGUUCGUAAUUAUAUAUGAUGAACAUGGUGGCUUUUACGAUCACGUGCCCACCCCCGUCACCGGUGUCCCCAGCCCAGAUGAUAUUGUUGGUCCAGAGCCAUAUAACUUCAGGUUUGACAGGCUCGGGGUCAGAGUUCCGGCCAUCCUCAUCUCUCCAUGGAUCGAGCGUGGAACAGUGCUGCAUGGACCUUCAGGGCCAUAUCCAACCUCGGAGUUCGAGCACUCGUCCAUUCCGGCAACUGUUAAAAAGCUUUUCAACCUGAAAGAAUUCCUAACCAAGCGCGACGCUUGGGCAGGCACUUUUGAGGGUGUCUUGACUAGAGAAACCCCCAGAACAGAUUGUCCAGUUACUUUGCCGGAGCCAGUGAAACUACGGGAGACGGAAGCAAAAGAUGAGGCGGAGCUGAGUGAGUUUCAACAAGAAUUGGUGCAGAUGGCAGCGGCAUUGAAGGGGGACCAUAGAAAGGACAUUUAUCCACACAAACUGGUCCAGGACAUGAAUGUUUCAGACGCCACCAAGUAUGUGAACAACGCAUUCAACCAGUUCUUGGAUGAAUGCCAAAAGGCCAAGACAAGUGGAACCCAUGACAGCUCCGACAUUGUACUCUGUCCACAAACACCACCAAAACGGACAUCCUCCAAGUCCUUUGCUCACAAGCUAUUUUCUUGUUUGAUUUGCGAUCAUUGAGAAAAAUUCUAAGUUGCAUGCCCCCCUGAUUCUCUCUUUGAAAUCUGCCUUCACCUUCCAUUAGAGGCUUUGAAACUCGUUUCUGUUCUUUUUAUGCAUAUGGUGCCCAUCUCCAAGACAAUACUAUAAUUUAUUGCAUUGAUUUUAAGCCAUCCCUGUAAAGUAAUUUGUUGGGUUAAUUUGAAUUCCUCAAUUUACUUCCA
Vitis vinifera (wine grape) is the source of this 5174-nucleotide messenger RNA. Its product is annotated as non-specific phospholipase C4. The coding region runs from base 3430 to 4971 and encodes 513 amino acids. The record is from RefSeq and is a predicted model, not a curated record. Gene Ontology annotation, molecular function: hydrolase activity, acting on ester bonds. Gene Ontology annotation, biological process: phospholipid catabolic process. Lineage: Eukaryota; Viridiplantae; Streptophyta; Magnoliopsida; Vitales; Vitaceae. The transcript is spliced from 4 exons.